Messenger RNA from Dichomitus squalens LYAD-421 SS1, 2577 nucleotides. RefSeq lists its product as uncharacterized. Gene Ontology annotation, cellular component: mitochondrion. The coding region runs from base 272 to 2257 and encodes 661 amino acids. The record is from RefSeq and is a predicted model, not a curated record. Lineage: Eukaryota; Fungi; Basidiomycota; Agaricomycetes; Polyporales; Polyporaceae. The transcript has 6 exons.
GCCCGCUUUACUGCUCGAGUCACGCUCAGGAACGACGGAGAUCAACGACGGCGACCGCUGUAGCAGGGUCGCCCAUAAGCGGGCGCGCAAUAAUCUCGACAUAUAUCAGCUCCUCUGCUCGCUCGACUAUAACGUCCGCCCCGGUUCCCUGUCCUUCGAAGCCCGCGAAAAGCUCUCGUCGCCACAGAUAACGCCUCCAACACAGCUCCGCACCGAUUCAGUAGCUUCCCCUUCGCGCGUUCACUCGACCCCAGGGAACGCGACUCCCGACAUGACGCAGUCAGCAACGCAACAACCUUUGCCUGCGCAGCCUGCAAAACCUUCUGAGGAGCCUCCGCUGGAAUGGGAUUGGGACAUCGAGCAUGAGGACAGGAAGGCGGAGGCUAGGGCCGACGUCGCCGUCCACCAUGCCAUGCCCUUCCAGGUCGAUAGGAAGCUGCUCAAGGACAUUGUCCACGAGCGUAUGGGGGCUGAAGUCGCACGUAUCCGAUUCCUCGGUGCAGGUACAUUCCACAAGGGGUACCUCGUCACUCUUGUCGACAGGCGCGAAGUGGUCGCGCGUGUCGCGCGACGCUUCAUGCCGCGGCUGAAGACCGAGAGCGAAGUAGCAACGAUGCAUUAUCUCCGCCGACAUACCGCAAUACCUGUGCCGGAAGUUUACCAUUACGAUUCGAACCCAUAUAACAGGUUAGGUGGCGAAUACAUCUUGAUGUCGAAGGCUUCUGGCAUCCCCCUGUCAAAAGUCUUUCACUCUAUGCCGCACAAUACCCUUAUCGCGCUCAUGGUGAACAUCGCGAUGCUGGUGAUCCCCCUGUACGGCCACCGCUUCCCCAUGAUUGGCUCGCUAUACGACGGGCCUGACCCUAGUACACCAUCCCCGAACUUGCCGUCCUCAUUAGCCACUCCAACACCCUCGACAUACCAACGCUCCACGAACAUCAACGACGCCGUGUCGCGGUUGCAGGACGAGUCGAGGGAGACGCACGUUGGUCCGAUCAUCUCGUGGCCCUUCUUCGGAUCGAACCGAGGCGAUCUACCGCACCCGGACGAACUCAAUCGCGGGCCCUGGCGCUCGACGCACGACUACCUCGUUGCGUGCACCGAGCGCGAGGUCAAGGGCGUGAUCGCGGAGAACGAGGGCCGCGCCGCGCCGCACAAGCUGCACCUCGACCCGGACGAGAUCGAGACGUCGCGCCACCACAAGGUCACCGCGCUGCCGGACGACCGCUCGGACACGUCGGACGAGUGGGACUGGGAGGAGAGCGAGGCCGAGUGGGACGGCCCGGGCGACAUGAUGUACCAGGACUACCGGCGCAUGCAGCGCACGACGUUCCUCGUCGCGCACCUUGCGGAGCGCGAGCAGCGCGUGCGCGCGGAGAUGGCGCGCUUCUUGAGGCUAAUGGAGCGCUUGGGCGUCGUCGCGCACGGGGAGGGCGAUGGCGGAGGCGGAGGGGCCCCAGAGGAGUUCUCGAUCGAUUGCCAUGAUUGGAACCUCGAGAACGUGUUCGUUGACGAGAACGAUAACUCACAGAUCACGUGUAUCAUAGACUGGGAGUCGACGACGACCCGCCCGCUGUGGGCGUGCGCGCACGUCCCCUCCUUCCUCCAGAACUCGCCCUUCACCGCCAAGCUCUUCCGCGCGACCGUCGAGAAGUUCGUCCGGAACCCGCCCGUGAAGAGCGUCCUCGUCCACAACAAGCCCGUCGACCUCGCCGCACUCGCCGCAGACUGGCUGCACCAGGAGGCGACGGGCGCGCGCCUCCGCCUGGCGCACCGCUGCAUCGAGUGGGACGGCUGGGAGGAGGGCCUCGUGGAGUCGAUCCUCGGCCCCGAGGACCAGGAGGAGGACUGGUUCAAGGAGUGGCAGGACGAGGGCGUGGAGCCGGCGAGCCACGACGACGAGGUCGGCGACGGCGCCGCGGCGGACGAGUACAGGUCCGAGUCGCCCGUCGCGGCUAUCAGCCCGACGCUCCUCGCGCUCGUGACCAGCGACAGCGACGCCGACGGGCUGCGGCGCAGGCCGAGCGGGGUCGCGAACGCGAACGGCAGCCUGCUGCCGGCGCCCGUGCCUGUGCCGAAGGUCGUCGUCGCGGUGGAGAAAGAGCGGGAGAAGCUGCUGAACGCCACGGGCGACUUCUGCGGGGGCGUCGGCGGCGAGCUCGGCCGCCGGCUCGAGGCGUGGUUGUACGUGAAUGGGGACGCGGACGGACGCGUGGACCUCGGCCGGCGGUGGAAGGGGGACGAGGAGGAGCAAUAGGCCCUCUUAUCCUGCACUGUUUUUCCAAGUUCGUGACUCGAUGGACUAGAAUUGUCGAUUGUCGCAGCAGCAUCUUCGGUAUCUACGCGGGAGUCGUCUUUUCUUCGUUAUGCACUCGAUCAUCUGUCACCUCAUUCAUGCACGCUGCAUGGACACUUUUGCUUCGAUUCCCCUCAUCCUCCCUCACUAUCUGGUCACAUCAGUAUUUAUAUCAACAGGCGUAGUUUGGUCCAAGCAGUCACCCAACCAUCAUAGUAUGUAAUCACUGACAUGGUAGUCUUCUUACACUACGGAAUACAAUAACCUUCUUUGCGAUCCUG